Fulvia fulva is the source of this 1575-nucleotide messenger RNA. RefSeq names its product Coatomer subunit delta. Bases 1 to 1575 code for a protein of 524 amino acids. Gene Ontology annotation, cellular component: cytosol; COPI vesicle coat. The record is from RefSeq and is a predicted model, not a curated record. Lineage: Eukaryota; Fungi; Ascomycota; Dothideomycetes; Mycosphaerellales; Mycosphaerellaceae. Gene Ontology annotation, biological process: Golgi localization; retrograde vesicle-mediated transport, Golgi to endoplasmic reticulum; endoplasmic reticulum to Golgi vesicle-mediated transport. The transcript has 2 exons.
AUGGUGGUCCUUUCAGCGGCCAUAACCACGAGGAGUGGUAAACCAAUUCUCGCCCGACAGUUCCGACAGAUGCAGAGGUCUCGAGUCGAAGCACUUCUCGCAUCCUUUCCCAAGCUCGCAGACAGCGCAUCCCAGCACACCACUGUCGAACAGGACAAUGUCCGUUUCGUGUACCAGCCAUUGGACGAGCUAUACAUGGUUCUGAUCACCAACCGACAAUCAAACAUCCUCCAGGACAUUUCCACACUACACCUGUUCGCGCAGGUGGUCAGCUCGAUAUGCAAGAGCCUGGACGAACGCGAGAUCUCCCGAUGCGCCUUCGAGCUCCUCUCAGCAUUCGAUGAGGUCGUGACACUUGGCUACAGGGAGAACCUCACUCUCAGCCAGAUCAAGACAUUCCUCGACAUGGAGUCACACGAAGAACGAAUUCAGGAGAUCAUUGCUAGGAACAAAGAGCUAGAGGCAUCGGAAGAACGGAAACGAAAGGCCAAACAGCUGGAGAUGCAGCGCAAGGAGAUGUCCCGUGCUCAACGAGCGGGAGGUAGUGGGAACAUCGGAGGCAUGUCACGGACGCCGACGUAUCCUACAUACACUCCACCAGCUUCCACGCCCAGCAUGACCGACUCCUACGAUUCGUACAACGCAGCAAAGAACCAGAGCUUCAGCAAGCCACUUGCGGCACGAGGGAAGGGCAUGCAGCUGGGCAAGAAGAAGGCUGGCAACUCCAUGUUCGAGCAGGUCCGCGGCGACCUUGGACCAGAAGCAGAGGCGAAUGCCCCACUCGCUGGAGUGCCCGCACCAUCCGCACAGCCUGUGCAGCCCUCCAUUCCAGCGACACAAGGUAGCAUCGACCGAGAAGGCAUUCAUGUCACCGUCGCCGAAGCCAUCUCCGCUCGCCUGUCCCGCGAAGGUGCAAUCGAAUCCUUUGAGGUCAAGGGUGAUCUUCAACUCCGCAUCACAGAUCCUAGCUUGACACAAAUCAAACUGGACCUUGCAUACGGCGACAUCAAGGGAGCACAACUCAACGCUCACCCCAAGGUUGACAAGGCGCAAUUCAAGAACAACAGCACCAUUCAACUCACAGACACAAGCAAGGGUUUCCCCGCGAACAACAGCAUCCAAGUCAUGCGAUGGCGACUUGUCGCCAAGCCAGACGACAUCUCCGACCCACCCAUCAAGUUCACAGUCUGGACCUCCGAGCUCUCACCCAACACAUACAGCAUCACAGUCGAGUACGAGAUGACCGGAUCGGAUCCUCUGAAAGACGUGACUGUAAACAUCCCAUACUCCACUUCCGAGCCCUCCGUCUCUAGCUUCGAUGCUACGUACGAGGUCGGCGGCGACAGCAUAGACUGGACAAUCGGCGAUGUGGAUGACAGCAACCCAAGCGGGAGCUUUGAAUUCGAGGCGCAGGCGUCUACGGAGGGUGACUUCUUCCCUAUGCAAGUUCGCUUCGCGAAAAGCAAGCCUUGGGUGGAUGUCGACAUCAGCAGUGUCAGCUUGCUGAACAUGAACCAGGAUGUUGGAUUCAGCAAGGAUGUGAGGUCGGUAGCGGAGGGAUAUCAAAUUGUUUGA